Chlorocebus sabaeus (green monkey) is the source of this 3865-nucleotide messenger RNA. RefSeq names its product interleukin 20 receptor subunit alpha (gene IL20RA). Gene Ontology annotation, cellular component: plasma membrane. Lineage: Eukaryota; Metazoa; Chordata; Mammalia; Primates; Cercopithecidae. The record is from RefSeq and is a predicted model, not a curated record. Gene Ontology annotation, biological process: cytokine-mediated signaling pathway. Gene Ontology annotation, molecular function: interleukin-20 binding; cytokine receptor activity.
AGGCGUGUAAGAGGCUAUACCAUAUAGGUGUGUGUAAGUACCCUCUAAGAUGUUCACACAAGAAACUCGCCUAAGAUGCAUUUCUCAGGAGGUAAUCCUGUCAUCUUAAAUGAUGCAUGACUGUAAGAUCUACGGCUGAGUGCCUAACUGUAUAUUGAGAAAUAACUCUCCAUUUCAUCCGUCUUCCGGUAUUGAACUUUAAGUGACCAUCAGACCAGCCUAAAUACCAGAAUCUCUUUGCAAUGCGCUCACCUCGCUCAUUACCAGAAGGUUUUACCUGCCUAGUGACUCGGUUGGUCUGGGCAUGAGCCCGGAGAGGUGGAAACUUUCAGCGUCUCAGGACUGACAGUCGAGUGGCUGGGGACUAUAAAUCCCCGAGAACUGCCCUCGCGCUACCAUCCAGCUGGGUAGUCGGGGACGCGCGCGCGGGGGCUGCGCGAGUCGCUCGCCCCUGGUUCCUGCGGAAGCCCGGGGGACGCGGACGCGGCCGCGGCGCCUCGGUCCUGGGCCUCGGGUCGCCUGAAGCGUCGCGCGCAGAGCUUCGGGAGAGAAGGAGGCGCCGCGCCGACGCGCUUGGCUCCAGCGGGCAUGGGACGGAGCAGUCUGCUGCCCCCCGACAUGUGACCCAGCCCCGCCGCCCAUGCGGGCUCCCAGCAGCCCGGCCCUGCGGCCGCUGCUGCCGUCGCUGCUGCUGCUGCUGCUUCUGGCGGCGCCGUGGGGACGGGCAGUUCCCUGUGUCUCUGGUGGUUUGCCUAAACCUGCAAAUAUCACCUUCUUAUCCAUCAACAUGAAGAAUGUCCUACAAUGGAAUCCACCAGAGUGUCUUCAAAGAGUUAAAGUUACUUACACUGUGCAGUAUUUCAUAUAUGGGCAAAAGAAAUGGCUGAAUAAAUCAGAAUGCAGAAAUAUCAAUAGAACCUACUGUGAUCUUUCUGCUGAAACUUCUGACUACGAACACCAGUAUUAUGCCAAAGUUAAGGCCAUUUGGGGAACAAACUGUUCCAAAUGGGCUGAAAGUGGACGGUUCUAUCCUUUUUUAGAAACACAAAUUGGCCCACCAGAGGUGGCACUGACUACAGAUGAGAAGUCCAUUUCUGUUGUUCUAACAGCUCCAGAGAAGUGGAAGAGAAAUCCAGAAGACCUUUCUGUUUCCAUGCAACAAAUAUACUCCAAUCUGAAGUAUAAUGUGUCUGUGUCGAAUACUAAAUCAAAUAGAACGAAACUCUGUCGACAGGAUAUGGUGUUGUUAUUGGAGUGUAGAGAGAUUGUACACUUGACUUUGAUGGAGAGCUUUCACUUGCACAGUCUUUCUCCAAGAAGAAAAAAUAAUUGGUCCCAGUGUGUGACCAACCACACGCUGGUGCUCACCUGGCUGGAGCCAAACACUCUUUACUGCAUCCACGUGGAGUCCUUCGUCCCAGGGCCCCCUCGCCGUGCUCAGCCUUCUGAGAAGCAGUGUGCCAGGACUUUGAAAGAUCAAUCAUCAGAGUUCAAAGCUAAAGUCAUCUUCUGGUAUGUUCUGCCUGUAUCCGUUACUGUGUUUCUUUUUUCUGUGAUGGGCUAUUCCAUCUAUCGAUAUAUCCACGUCGGCAAAGAGAAACACCCAGCAAAUUUGAUUUUGAUUUAUGGAAAUGAAUUUGACAAAAGAUUCUUUGUGCCUGCUGAAAAAAUCGUGAUUAACUUUAUCACCCUCAAUAUCUCGGAUGAUUCUAAAAUUUCUCAUCAGGAUAUGAGUUUACUGGGAAAAAGCAGUGAUGUAUCCAGCCUUAAUGAUCCUCAGCCCAGGGGGAACCUGAAGCCCCCUCAGGAGGAAGAGGAGGUGAAACAUUUAGGGUACGCUUCGCAUUUGAUGGAAAUUUUUUGUGAUUCUGAAGAAAACGCAGAAGGUACUUCCCUCACCCAGCAAGAGUCCCUCAGCAGAACAAUACCGCCAGAUAAAACAGUCAUUGAAUAUGAAUAUGAUGUCAGAACCACUGACAUUGGUGCAGGGCCUGAAGAGCAGGAGCUCAGGUUGCAGGAGGAGGUGUCCACACAAGGAACAUUAUUGGAGUCACAGGCAGCGUUGGCACUCUUGGGCCCACAAACGUUACAGUACUCAUACACCCCUCAGCUCCAAGACUUAGACCCCCUGACGCGGGAGCACACAGACUCAGAGGAGGGGCCAGAGGAAGAGCCAUUGACGACCCUGGUCGACUGGGACCCCCAAACUGGCAGGCUGUGUAUUCCUUCGCUGUCCAGCUUCGACCAGGAUUCAGAGGGCUGCGAGCCUUCUGAGGGGGAUGGACUCGGAGAGGAGGGUCUUCUGUCUAGGCUCUAUGAGGAGCCGGCUCCAGACAGGCCACCAGGAGAAAAUGAAACCUAUCUCAUGCAAUUCAUGGAGGAAUGGGGGUUAUAUGUGCAGAUGGAAAACUGAUGCCAACACUUCCUUUUGCCAGACCCCUACUGUGCAGACAAGUGAUUCACCCCUUUGAUCCCAGCCAUAAAGUACCUGGGAUAAAAGAAGUUUUUUCCAGUUUGUCAGUGUCUGUGAGAAUUACUUAUUUCUUUUCUCUAUUCUCAUAGCACGGGUCUGAUUGGUUCAUGCACACAGGUCUCUUAACGAUGGUGGUGGGUGCCUAGAGUGCAGGGGCUGGCCGGUGGUUCUAUGCAGAGAAAGCAGUCAAUAAAUGUUUGCCAGACUGGGUGCAGAAUUUAUUCACGUGGGUAUACUCUGGCCUCUUUGUUCAUUAUUUUCAAACAAGCACACUUGUACAGUUAUUUUCUGAGUACUUCCCAUGUGUACAUAGCACUGUAAAAAAUAUUUUCCAAAGAUCAUUCAUUUUAUAAAUAACACUUUUUCAGAUUGGGUUUAUUGCAAGCAGGAGGAGAUACUUAAAACAUGCACAUAUACCAGGUUGGUGGUAAGUUGGUCACAUCUGAAAACCUCAACUAUUUAAUCAUCAUGAUUCAUAUUUUGAGUGAAUACAUCAGGCACAGACCUUCAUGAUGUCACACACUCUUGGCUACUUUAAGAGGCCAUCUUUAACACUUCAUGAGUAGUUCUGGAGUAUAAACAUAAAUGAGUAUUCUUUGUAGUCAGAAAAGUGUCCUCUCAAUAAUUUAGUAGGGGCUUAUUGUAAAGCACUGUGUUACUAUUAUAAUAUUAAACAUUAGAGUAGGCAGUGGUUCAAAGACUCUUUGGAAUGUCUAUGAAUGAAUAUCCUCUAUUCUUAUAAUAUUAAAACCCAUAAGUAAAUAUAGGACAUGCAAGAGAAAUAAGUUAAAUGACUAUGUAAGGGAGCGUUUAUUAAAAUUUGACAAAAUUUACUGUGGGAACUAAACUAUGCCAUAAAACAAUAGCUUUCUAGCUCAAUUCCAACAACUGUUCCCAUCUCCUUUACCACUUGUUAAGAAAAUUAAAUUCUUCAGUCACACUGCUUUGAAAUGGACAAAAUCUAUUAAGUUGAACCCUAUAUAAUUGUUGAUAUUUUGCUUUUAAUCUGACAAGCAGUAACUUCAUAUGGUUUGCCUUAAUAUAUAUUUGUUUUAAUCAUGAACUCAUAAUCCACUGAUGCUCUUUCAAGAAAACAGAUAUCACCCAUAUUUCCUUAUUGAUAUUUUUGGUACAGGCAGACAACCCUGGUAGGAGAGAUGGAUUCUGGGGUCAUGACCUUUUGUGAUUGCCCACAAAUGCAAACAGUUUCAGAUCUAAUGGUUUAAUUUAGAGAGUAAUUAUAUUAAGCAGAGUGUUCUGUUAUUCUCAAUCUUUAUGGAAACGAUUCUGCUGGUUUUGAAGAACAGAUGUAUUACACUAACUGUAAAAGUAGUUCAAGAGUGAGAAUGAAUUGUUAUUAAGAGCAAAAGAAAAAUAAAGUGAUUGAUGAUA